This is a messenger RNA of Danaus plexippus (monarch butterfly), 3546 nucleotides long. Its product is annotated as facilitated trehalose transporter Tret1-like. NCBI's taxonomy places the organism in Eukaryota, Metazoa, Arthropoda, Insecta, Lepidoptera, Nymphalidae. The transcript has 8 exons. The coding region runs from base 1971 to 3326 and encodes 451 amino acids. Gene Ontology annotation, biological process: transmembrane transport. The record is from RefSeq and is a predicted model, not a curated record. Gene Ontology annotation, molecular function: transmembrane transporter activity. Gene Ontology annotation, cellular component: membrane.
GUUAAUUUAUUAAUUAAUUUUUAAUUUACUUGCAAUAAAUUAUUGUUUCUGGAGAAAAUAAUUGAGAUUGUUAUAUAAGGAAAAUUCAUGAAAUAAAAUAAAUUAUGUGACUUUACUUAAAAGUAUGUCAUUAAAAAUAAACGAACAUCGCCCUGGCAAUCUCGUUGUUUGGAUAAAAUAUCACAUUACGAGUGACGAUGCUGACUUGGCGAACUGAACACACGGCUUCUUUAACUAGAAUAUUGAAGAUACAGCACAAGCAAUGGAAUGGCAUUGCUGUCCUGCCAUCGGGGCAAUAAUACACUCUUAGGUAUAGGUCAGAAAUUUUAACUAUGUAAUAUUUAAUCUAAUAAACAUAUAGGUAAGUUUCGAAGUUUUGCUGGAACCUCUAGCGGCUGUGAAACGCACCCUACAUAAUUCCCGCAGUCGGUAGGAUAAGUCGAAGUAGUCAUGAUACGUCUUGAAACCAAAAUCGUCUCCAAGCGGGCCAUAUUCAGCGGCUUACACUUUUAAGAUUUUUAUACUCGUAUAUUUAUGCGAAUCAACGAACGUUGCUGAGGACACACUUAGAAAUCAGUGUAACGAAAAGCCAAAACAAAUAGAUGUAAGUAGUGUAAACAAUUUCUAAGUGUUGCCAAUCCUUAUUCCACCAUUUUCUAUCCACUCGAAUAUCGUAACUCUAGAUUAAAAAAUAGUUUAGAUAAAAAUUAUAGGUUUGGUGUUAUAGACGAAAAAUGAGAUUUAGACGGUAAAGUAGCUGACGUUGACACUUUUUAUAGAUUAUUAAAGUUGCUACCGGACUUUGACAGGAAGACUCACGUUUCUAACUCAGUUAAUAAUGUCUGCGACCAAUUAGUAUAACAAUAUUUCGAACCGGGUCCCUGCCAUGAAUUGACAGCUUUAGCUUUGAUUCAUUACAUUUUUGGUGCUGAUUUAAUAGACUAUUAUUAUUGAAUACAAUUUGGUAGUUAGUGGUAGGUAAAUGUAUAGUAAUAAAUUUCAGUUUCUCAAUUAUACCUGUCGAUAUCCUUGAAUUUUCCAUUGGGCCUAAUAAGCUAUGGCAGACCUUUAUACCUCCGUAUUCCUUUAUAGCAACCGAUUGAAAAUCGUUCAGGUACAUGGAAACAGAAUACCCGAAGUUUGAAUGCUUAUCUAUGAAAAAGUAUUAGAGCAACUGGAUUAUCGCUCUAAUACUCUUACAUUUUCUAAAAUAAACGAAAAUUAUGUCCGGGAGCUAUCUCGCUACUAUGCCACAUGAGUGUUCUCUACAGAUCGAAGCUAUCUAUACACUUAACAUCAGCGAUGAAAUUAUAGGGGGGCCACUGAAAUUCACAGAAGCUAGAAAUUAUAUUAAUAAUUAUGCAUCACUAGAGGCUGACAAGAUUCCUCACAUGACACUGAAUACACUGAACCCUAAAAACCUACAAAGAUGGAAUACCAGUCCAGAACACAAUUAAAUCGGACCAGAGAGAUACCAUAUCAUAUCUCACCAUGAUACUUCUGUAUAAUAUUAUAGCUGCUAAAGCUGCAUUUACGUUAAUCAUUCUCAUUCAAAGUCAUUUUAAAGGAACGAAAACUAAAAGUACCAAAAAAAAAAACAAGAACCACGAUAGAUAAAAAGAGCAUACUAAUGCCGAAUCAAGUGGAUUGAAAACCCAUGAAUCUGCACCAGCAACAUUAUCGCCGAAACUCCUCAAAUAGUUGCUGCUAUGGGGACUAGUCCCCUGAGAGUAUAGACUCAGACUAUUAAGCAACUGCUGUCACUUCGACCCCAGUUAUACUUAGCACAUUAUAUGCAAUACCUAUUGGGCAACCGCUGAUGCUGCCGAGCUACCAGGUCGUCGAUGUACGAGAAACUCUAAUUUAAUACUCAAUUAACUUACACAUGUACGACCUUGGGUCUACUAUUCACACUACCAUCUUCUACUAUCAAGCUCUUUAGUUCAGAGAACACGCCACUAAACCGAGUUAUGACAGAAAGUGAAAUUUCACUUAUGGGAAGUAUUGCGUCUGCUAGCACGCUUAUAAUAACUCCAUUUUGUGGUUAUCUUUCGGACUUAUUAGGAAGGAAGCGUGCCUUAAUUAUUUUAUUUUCGCCACAACUGAUGGCAUGGAUAGUAUUGGUGUCAGUAAAAAGGGUUGAAGGGGUUAUUUGUGCGAUGUCUCUCUGCGGUCUUGGUGGCUGUGUAUUUCCCAUCAUUCCGGUCUACAUCAAUGAGUUUUCUGAACCAUCCAUCAGAGGAGCCCUGAGUUCCAGUGGUAUAAUCUUCCAUGGAAUAGGAAUGUUAUUAUCUUAUGGGAUAGGUGGUAUAGUAGACUACAGUACAUUGAACUAUAUAGGACUAAGUUUGGCCCUCAUUGGUAUGGUAUUGUUCUUCUUUUUAAAAGAAUCACCCUUGUAUUUACUGAGGAAGGGUUUGGAUAAGGUAAGGUUUAUUCUUUUAGUGGAAGCGAAAAGUACUAGGUGUAUCACAGGAAUAUAUGCUGGAUGUUACUCGUUUCAGGAAGCUGCUAAAUCCAUUGCCUAUUAUAAAGGACUUGAGCUUGAUUCUAUAGAAGUCAUAACACAUCUAGAGAACUUAAAACAACUUAUAAAAAACAGUGACAUAAAAUUAAAUGACAUCCCCGAAAUGGAGAACUUAAAUCCGGAAACGAAAGCAACUCGAAAAAAUGUAUCAAUAUUAAAAUUUUUCGGGAAUUCGCCUUCUACUCGUCGUGCAUUUAUUGUACUACUCGUUCUUCUUACCACAUGUGUAUUUCAAGGCUUGACUGUAGUACAAGUAUACGCAGACCCACUAUUUGCGAAUGCAGUUCCGAGCAUGUCGUCAACUGUAUCGUCCGUUAUAUUUGGCUUGACAAUGAUAAUAACUGGCUUCUUUGAAGCCCUCUUAGUCGAAGCAAUUGGCCGAAGAGCGUUACUAAUAGGCUCUUCACUGGUCACUGGUCUGUUGUGUCUUAUUUUAGGGACCCAAAUACAAUUUCAGUGGGGUCCCGGCUGGUUGACAGCAGGUUUCAUUUAUAUUUAUGCCAUGACUUAUACUUUUGGAGCUGGUACUGUGCCUCACGUUUUAAUGGGAGAGGUAUUUCUUCCUCAGAUCAAAAGUUUUGCCAGCACCUUUAUUUUUGAGUGGUCUUAUUUUUGUAUCUUUUUAAUGCUUUUUAUGUUCAAUCCACUCUUCAACGCUUACGGUCUGGGACCGAUCUUUUUUAUUUUCGCCGGUUGUUCUGUCUUCACGGCGGUAUUCGCCUUCAUUUAUCUUCCAGAAACAAAAAAAUUGUCAGUGGAUGUAAUUCAAAAAAAAUUUUUGGAGAGAAAAUUAUUUUAAGUAGUUAUUAUUAUGUGGGACUUAUUAAUAUUUACUUGAAAUAAGUGUCGAGUGAAGUAAAAUUAUAUAAUGUGUGACGAGGCUUGACCUUAAUAAAAUAUGAGAAUUAAUAAAAUAAACACGACACUACCUCAUUUUGUAUUACAUAAUAAUUCUAGGUAAACUAAUGAAUUAUAUUUAUAUUUAUAACAAUUUUUUAAAAUAAAUCUUAAGUAUCCAA